Molecule: messenger RNA, 650 nt
Organism: Lepus europaeus (European hare)
Lineage: Eukaryota; Metazoa; Chordata; Mammalia; Lagomorpha; Leporidae
Gene: C4H5orf47
Product: chromosome 4 C5orf47 homolog
Exons: 4
Coding region: 1-606 (201 amino acids)
Source: RefSeq, a predicted model, not a curated record
AUGGCGGCCAAAGGCCGGCGGCAGAGGCAGGGCCAGGAGCGGGCGCGCUUCGUCUGCGUGACCCGCUUCGGCUCGCACCAGUGUGGCAGCGUCGUGCCGCUGGGCGGCCGCCAGUCGCAGGGGGUUUCGUGCCCGGGGCUGGAGGCGCACGACGACCACAACGAGGAGGAGCCGCUGGCACCGGAAGGCGCGAUGGCGGCCCCGGGCCUGGGCGCGGAGGCCUCCACCUCCUCCCAGGGGCCGGCGCUGCGCGCGCGGAGGAGCCGCGGGCCGCGGGCGCGUGCAGGUGGCCGGGGCACCGUGGUGGGGCGGGCCGGCCCUCUUGUCCCGGCGUCUGAGGCCCAGGGCCUGGCGUCGGGCGGGUUCUCAGGCCGCGGCUGCCCGCCCGUCCGUUUAAUCCGGAAGGAUGCAGAUGGAAAGUUCGAUUUCCCCAUACCAUUGAAUGAAGCUUCCAAAAUCCUGAAGAAAAAGAAAAAGGUUUCAGUAUGGAAUAAUGUAUACAAGGUCAUCUCCAAAAUGCUUGAAGAAAAUGAAAAAUACAGACUUAGGCUAAAAUGCCAAAAAUUAUCUAAUGCAACUCUCUGCUAUGGCCUGGGAAAGCAGUAGAAGAUGGCCCAAGUCUUUGGGCUCCUGCACCCACGUGGGAGACC